UUUCUCCUCUACCUAAAUAUUAUGACACUGACAAGAGAUGUGUGGCCUGUAACUUGGGCGCGUCGCCAUUUAUUUCAGUUCUUAUACCGAAAUUGAAUUUGUUUGAAUUUGACCCGGUCUAAUCCGGUUUAUCCUCAACUGGUUCGAGACUUUAUCUUCUCAAUUACUCUUUCGUUUUCUCUUCGCUUGUGUAUCUGCGAGCGAUUUCUCGAAGCACGAAAAUGGCGUCCGUACGACUCUUCUUCACUUUAAUCUCCUUCGUCUUCAUUAUAUCCACCUCUGUUUACGAAUCAAAAGUAUUGGAUCCUCCUCACGUCGCUGAAUCAUUCAACGUUAGCCUCAUCCAGAAAUUGGGGAAUACUUGUGCUUACACAGUGAUCAUCUCGACGAGCUGUUCGUCGACUAGGUACACGCGCGAUCAGAUCAGCGUCGCUUUCGGCGAUGGCUAUGGUAACCAGAUAUACGCACCAAGGCUUGAUGAUCCAUCUACAAAAACGUUUGAGCAAUGUUCAUCAGAUACAUUUCAGAUAAACGGACCAUGUACAUACCAGAUAUGCUAUGUAUAUCUCUACAGGUCUGGUCCAGAUGGUUGGAUCCCAAACACUGUAAAGAUAUAUAGCCAUGGCUCUAAAGCGGUCACCUUCCCAUAUAACACAUAUGUUCCUGAGAGUGUAUGGUAUGGUUUCAAUUACUGCAACAGCGCCUCAGAUUCUAAUGUCCUUGCCAUUGGUCUCAGAAGGAGCGUGAUCAUACUCCUAGGUUUUGUUGUCGCCGGUACCACAUUGCUCUUGUAAGCUGUUAUGUUUCCGGUUUUGUAUAAACAUAUUAGGACUUGUGAAGAAUAAAUGUGUACCGUUUUGGGGAAAUGGGUCUCAGAACUGUAUUAAGUAUUAACCAUAAAUCUAUGAUGAAGUUACUUACUCCUAAUUACAGAGUCUGUAAAUCUUAUGAGCAGUGUGUAUCCAUUUUAGAAAUUUGUGACAGUUCAUCAACUAUAUAUGUGAUAGAAAACGAAUUGAUUAUGUUUGAGCUUUGGUUUUAUCAUAUCGUCGAAAAAUGAAGAAAGUUACUAUUUUAAUAGAAAAGCCAACAAAGAAGAUAUUUUUGAGUCUUUGAUUAAAAAAAGGAAAGAUAGAUAUUUUUGAGUGUUUGACCUAGAAACGACACGCAUUCUCUUAUCAGAAUAAAUAAACGGCAGAUUAGAGAUUG
Arabidopsis thaliana (thale cress) is the source of this 1209-nucleotide messenger RNA. RefSeq names its product Embryo-specific protein 3, (ATS3). The transcript is spliced from 3 exons. Bases 222 to 794 code for a protein of 190 amino acids. Gene Ontology annotation, cellular component: extracellular region. Lineage: Eukaryota; Viridiplantae; Streptophyta; Magnoliopsida; Brassicales; Brassicaceae. The record is from RefSeq and is marked reviewed.